Brenthis ino (lesser marbled fritillary) is the source of this 1323-nucleotide messenger RNA. The record is from the annotation of a GenBank genome assembly. Lineage: Eukaryota; Metazoa; Arthropoda; Insecta; Lepidoptera; Nymphalidae.
AUGAAAACUAAAAUAUUAAUAUUUAUAAUUUUCCAUAAUUAUAUUGGAAAAUUUUUUUGUUAUACAAAAAUAGGUGAGCCCUGCAAUAUAGACACAUUUGUAGGAACAUGCAAGCCGAUUAUGAAAUGUCCAAUUGCUAUAAAGAUAGUAAGCCAGGAUAUAGAACAUCCACCGACAUGCUUUUGGCAAGAGAAGACUCCUAUAGUCUGCUGUCCACCAACCAACGUAGAUGUCAUAACCGGUCCAAGCCAAAUCAGGGGACUCUUUAGAAGUGGCCGUGUAAAGAAGGCAAACGAUAUGAUCUGUCGGUAUGAGGACCGAGAGCCGUUUUUAUGCUGUGGAAUUUCAAAAUAUCAAGUUACACCAGAACCAAGAGGAUGUCCGCCUCUACCGAGCCCUAAACUGAACACUCCUGUGGAACAUCCCGCCUGGACAAAAUGUGUUGAAUAUCAGCGAUAUUUUAACAUAUGUGCAGCAAUAUCGGAUGACAAUCAACAUUUCAAGAGAAGAAGUACUUGUCUAAAAAUAAACGCACGAAAAAUAGUACAUGGUGAACGCGCUAGGCGUGAGCAGUUUCCUCAUAUGGCUGUUAUAGGUUGUGCAGCCGACGCACGAAGCACAGAUGAUAUUGAUAUCUCAUGGAUAGGAGGAGGGUCUCUGAUAAGCGACAAGUUUAUAUUGACAGCUGCUCACGUUAUCUUACAAACUAAGGCAGGUGUUCCACGAUAUGCCUUACUAGGGGUUUUGGAUAAAACAAAAGUACAAGACGGAAUGUUGUACAACAUAAUAAACAGAAUACCACACAAAAAUUACUCUUUUCUGGACGACAGCAAGAAACAUGACAUUGCAUUAGUGGAGCUGCAUGAAAGAGUGAUUUUCAACAAAUAUAUUCGUCCAGCCUGUUUGCCGGUGCCGGAAGCGGCGGUUAAUGACAAAUAUAUCGUCGCUGGUUGGGGGCAGACAGAAACUGGAAAAGAUUCCUCGAUUCUGCUACACACACAAGUUGCAGAAAACGAAAUAAAAUGUAAGAAUUUCGAUAUAUUCGAUCCAGAAUAUAUGAUUUGUGCGGAAGGGAAAUUUCAAAAAUCAGCAGAUUCUUGUCAGGGUGAUAGCGGAGGUCCCUUAAUGGCGAUGGUUUCUGACUUGAAAUGUACAUAUUCAGUCGAAGGAGUAGUUUCUUACGGACCAUCCUGUAAAGGGACAGGGGUCUACACCAGAGUCAAUAAAUAUAUGGAUUUUAUAAUGAAAACCGUAUGGCCAGAGGAAUGGGAGGCUUACAAACGCGAAAUAAACCGCAGUAAUGAAGUUGUUAGUGGGAAGGAA